AUGGGGCACCCAGAUGAUAUUACUAACGUCCCUUCGAUGGCCGAGAAACCAGUCACCGGAGAGCAGGUCUCGCCAGUAUGUGAUGUGAAUGGCCACUUCUCCGAUGGUGAUGUCGAGAAGAGGGCGCUUUCACAGCUGCCGGACCUCAAGAGGAAACUCAAGAGCGGGACACUUGGUACAGGUCUCUUCAUCGGAUCAGGGCAAGCACUUGCUCAUUCUGGGCCUGCUGGGGCUCUUAUUGCUUAUGCCUUCGUUGGGACCAUCGUUUACUCAGUGAUGCAGUCUCUUGGCGAAAUGGCCACUUAUAUCCCCAUUUCCGGAGCAUUUACAUCGUACGCUACGCGAUUUGUAGACCCUAGCCUGGGAUUCGCCAUGGGCUGGGUCUAUUGGUUCUCCUGGGCCAUCACGUUCUCACUGGAACUCACAGCUACCGGGUUGAUCAUCCAAUACUGGAACCAGGACCUCAAUAUCGGAAUCUUCAUCGGCGUAUUCUGGCCUUUUAUUACCUUCUUCAAUCUCCUCCCCGUCAGCUUCUACGGGGAGCUGGAGUUUUGGUUCUCAAGCAUCAAGGUUAUAACAGUCAUCGGCUUCCUUAUAUUCGCCAUCUGCAUUGAUGCUGGAGCGGGUCAACACGGCUACCUAGGCUUCCAUACCUGGGGAACACCAGGAGCCUUUGCUCCCUAUCUAAUAGAGUCUAAUGAGGCUCUCGCUAAAUUCGUGGGAUUCUGGGCGGUGCUUAUCCAAGCUGGAUUCUCCUACCAAGGGACAGAGUUAGUCGGCAUAGCAGCAGGCGAGACGGAGAAUCCCCGCAAGAACGUCCCGGCCGCUAUCAAGAAGACCUUCUACCGAAUCCUAUUCUUCUUCAUCUUUACCGUCUUCUUCAUUGGCCUCCUCAUCCCAUACGACAAUCCCGACCUCCUGUCAGGUGCUUCAGAUGCCUCCGCCUCACCCUUCGUCAUCGCUGCCGUCCUUGCGGGCGUAGACGUCCUGCCCGGUCUAAUCAACGCCAUUCUCCUCACUGUCGUCCUCUCCGCUGCAAACUCAAACGUCUAUUCGGGGAGCCGUAUCCUCGUCGGCUUAGCACACGAAGGCAUGGCACCCAGGUUCUUCAAACGCACCAGCAAGCAAGGUGUCCCAAUCGCAGCCGUACUAUUUACCGCAGCCUUUGGGCUCCUCGCCUUUCUCAAUCUCUCCAACAACGGUGCCACUGUUUUCGACUGGCUCCUCAACAUCUCCUCCGUUGCAGGAUUCAUCACUUGGGCUUGCAUAAACGGAUGCCACAUCGCGUUCAUGCGCGCCCUAAAGGCACGAAACAUGUCCCGGGAUGCCCUUCCAUACAAGGCAAUGUGGCAGCCAUGGUACGCAUGGUACGGACUUUUCUUCAACAUCCUCAUUAUCUUCACCCAAGGAUUCACGGCUUUUAUCCCGUGGGAUACGACACAAUUCUUCAUUGCAUACGUCAGCUUAAUAUUGUUUGUUGUAUUGUAUUUGGGGCAUAAGAUUUUAAUGCGGACGAAGUUUGUGAAGGCUUUGGAGGCUGAUCUUGAUACUGGGUGUUUGUUACACGACGAAACGACCUGGAGUAUUAAUACCCCGACAACAUUUUGGGGGAAGAUGUGGGCCUGGAUUUGA
Molecule: messenger RNA, 1632 nt
Organism: Venustampulla echinocandica
Lineage: Eukaryota; Fungi; Ascomycota; Leotiomycetes; Helotiales; Pleuroascaceae
Product: putative Arginine transporter
Exons: 2
Coding region: 1-1632 (543 amino acids)
Biological process (GO): amino acid transmembrane transport
Cellular component (GO): membrane
Molecular function (GO): amino acid transmembrane transporter activity
Source: RefSeq, a predicted model, not a curated record